GAAAGGCCUAGGGUGCUGGAAUUUGGCAGAGGUGGGGAGAGUGGAGUGGUAAUCAGCCUGGGUGUGUAGUUUUCAUAAUUGGGACAAAGAGGAAUCCUCUCUCCUCUCCCAACCCUAAAUGAUGGUAGUGUAACUGCACGCGCACUGGGUCUGAGCCUCCCUCCUCUAGCCGGAGCCUGGUGAGUAAGUGCGUGCCUCACACCGCUUUUCCCUCUCAGCUUCCCCAUCUGUGUUUUCUUGUCGUUGGCUUUGGUUAUGUUAUUUUUUAAUGCUUUCAGUGGGAUCUUGGUGAUUUCUGGCUGGCGAGCCAUCAUCAGGGGCUAGGUUGAAAUUAGUCUUGCCCACCUGGAAACUGCGGGGCCUUGGUUACGGAGCCAAGACAAAGCAGCGGCUUAGCAUUGCAGCACAUCCAAUUCUGGCCCCCUUUUCCUCAUCCCCAGCCCUACCCCAAGCGCAAGACAGCCAGGCCCCAGCGAAGCCAAGGAUGGGUGAGUUUUUCCAUCCCACUUUGCCUUGGUUUCCUUGUGGAAGGGUUUUAUGCUCAGCCAUUACCUUUUAGAGGCCCACAUGAAAUUUUUUUAAAGGAAGAAACGGAAAGAUUCUCCCCUGUCAGUCCUCCCUCUAUUUGAGUACAAAAUGCUGCCUGAGCCACUGAGGCAAGAAAAUGCCUGAGAGGUGACUGAGAGAGAAUUUGCAAGUGAACCUGACUUCCCGUGGAGGCCAUGGCUUUCACCCGCUUCUGAAAGAUCCCCCGAGGACCCAGGCUUUUCUAGUCCUGCCAGAGAAAAGGGAGGAAGAGCUGACAGCGAAUUCGUUGUCCCAGGUCCUGCCUGCAGAUUCGAGAAUCUCCAACAGCUUUCAGGAGUUUUACAAAACAGAUUCUUUCCCUUAAACUCCCGUCGCCUUCUUCCCCCUAAGUACAAUCCAUGUAGGUGCUCUGGCAGCCUUUAGGACUCAGUAUUUAUUCAGAAUUUCCAACUUCCUUCCGAAAAGCCAAGAACCUUCCCACGUUCAAAGACAGACCCUUUAGGGGUGUCAUUUUCUGGAGGGGGGGGCGAUGAGGAGGGAGAGGGCGAGAUCUGCAUCAGUGCCAGACUGAGAACUCUGAAGAGGAUUCGCCCAGACUUCACGUUGGUUGGGUACUUUCAACUUGGCUGUUUCUCCCAGCGUUGUGAGGAGCGCCAUUAGUUGUGGAUAAGGGGCCGUGCCUCAGCGGAAAACCUGUGCUACAAGCAAACGCAGCCCCUCUGGAACAAAAUCAGAAAGCCAAUGGCAAAGGCAAUCAAUCAGGCCAUAAGUAGCCAUUUACCCCCUUCCUUUCCUGGGCUGGAGGUGGGCUGAGAGCCCUCCACGGGUGCGAUGGGCAACUUGUAGAGCAAGGAAUAUGCCCUCCGCCGGCGGCGCCGCCGCAGCUGCUUUUGUCUCGGCUUCCAGCCGGGCUCCCAAGGCUUUGUACCAUGGAUUUGGGAGUGACAAUGGGCAUUUCGCUCAGAUUCAAGGCUGCCCAGCUUUACCUCAGGAGGCAAGGGGGGAAAAAUUGGGAAGGGAGUGGCUCUAGGACCUGGCCCGUGCAGCAGGGUUUUGCAGCUCCCCAGAAUCCUCUCGGAGGCCUCCACGGGCUCACCGCGCCAAAGCAGCGGCGCCCUGGGAGCGGCGGUUCCGGGCGGCCUGCCUGAGGCAGGGCCGGAGCGGCGGGUGGGAGCGGGCCCGCGCUGGUAUUUGGGUUCUGCCCUGUGGCGUGUUCUCUUCCAGGGCCUUCCCGGCAGCCCCAGAGAAGGAGAGGCACCCUGGCCGCCGCCGUCUUCACCGUGCCGACUCGACCGCCCGCCGGCCCACCCGAGGGCACACAGAAGCCCCCGCCGCGGCGGCCGCCGGCGCGCCUGGUUGGGCCCGGCCCGGCCCGCGAGCCCUGCUGCCCCAGCUCGUCCCGCAGGCCGCGGCGUGUGCCUCGCCUCACGUCGGGGUGUUGUGGCUGCGCGGGCGUGUGUGAGUGUGGCAGGGGGAGGGGGCCCUCGGAGCUGCUCCAUCCGUCCGUUUUAUUAGGGACACAUUAAUCUAUAAUCAAAUACACCUCAUAAAAUUUUUAUUGAAAGGCAUAAUAUCAUUACAGAGGUCUUCCACCUGUUUUAAACAACACGACAAGCUGUGAGCGAGCGUGUGUGUGGGUCUGGGUGAGGAGGGGGGUGGGUUUGGGUCGGGAGAGAGGCGAGGGGAGAACAACUCCCCGCGGGCGCCAGGGGGCCGCCCCCGAAGGCCCGCCUGCCUCCGGCGGCUCCCAGCUCUGCGCGCCCCCGGCUGCUCCGGGCUCUGGCCAAGCACUGGGUGCGCCCUGGACGCACGGUUCGGGGCCCUGGAGCCGGGGAGCCAACGCCGAGGUCGAGACUGCUGGACCCAGAGCCUCAAGAGGAGGCGAACAAAUAGUCCCCAGCGCCGCCUCCGGCCGCCGUGGAGCCUGUGGUCCCAGCCGCCACCACCGGGCGGGCCGGGCUGGGCCGGGUCCGGGCGCCGAGCCGGGUGCACGGACCUGGGCCUGCGUGCUCUAAUUGCGGCGCUUAUGUUGAUGAUGAUUUUUUUCUUUCUUUCUUUUUUUUUUUUUUUAAAUCACAGCAACCCCCAGUUUAGCGGACUGAUUUACUCCUGGUAUUGGUAAAUAUGAUCACGUGGGCCGCGCGACCAAUGGUGGAGGCUGCAGCCUGCGAACUAGUCGGCGGCUCCGGCGCCGGCGGGGAGCGGCUCGGCGGCGGGCAGUGUAACCUUGGGUGGGAGCGCGCGGCGCCUCAAAAUGUCCUCCAGUGGCACCCUCAGCAACUACUACGUGGACUCGCUCAUAGGCCAUGAGGGCGACGAGGUGUUCGCGGCGCGCUUCGGGCCGCCGGGGCCAGGCGCGCAGGGCCGGCCUGCAGGUGUGGCCGAGAGCCCUGCCGCCGCCGCCGCCGCUGAGUUCGCCUCGUGUAGUUUUGCCCCCAAAUCGGCCGUGUUCUCCGCCUCGUGGUCCGCGGUGCCCGCCCAGCCCCCGGCGGCGGCGGCGAUGAGCGGCCUCUACCACCCGUAUGUGCCCCCGCCGCCCCUGGCCGCCGCCGCCUCUGAGCCCGGCCGCUACGUGCGCUCCUGGAUGGAGCCGCUGCCGGGCUUCCCGGGCGGCGGUGGCGGCGGCGGCGGCGGCGGUGGUGGCGGAGGCGGCGGCCCGGGCCCUGGUCCCAGCCCCGGCCCCGGCCCCGGCCCCGGCCCCGGCGGCCCAGCCAACGGGCGCCACUACGGGAUUAAGCCUGAAACCGGAGCGGCCCCGGCCCCCGCGGCCGCCGCCUCCACCUCCUCCUCCACUUCCUCGUCCUCCUCCUCCAAACGGACUGAGUGUUCCGCGGCCCGGGAGUCCCAGGGGAGCGGCGGCCCCGAGUUCUCGUGCAACUCGUUCCUGCGGGACAAGGCGGCAGCGGCGGCGGCGGGGGGACCCGGGCCCGGGGCGGGCGGCUCGUCGGAGCCCUCGGCUUGCAGCGACCACCCGAGCCCGGGCUGCCCGCUGAAGGAGGAGGAGAAGCAGCCGCAGCCGCCGCAGCAGCAACUUGACCCAAACAACCCCGCCGCGAACUGGAUCCACGCUCGCUCCACCCGGAAAAAGCGCUGUCCCUACACCAAAUACCAGACCCUAGAGCUGGAGAAGGAAUUCCUCUUCAACAUGUACCUCACCCGGGACCGGCGCUACGAGGUGGCCAGGAUUCUGAACCUCACCGAGAGACAGGUCAAAAUCUGGUUCCAGAACCGUAGGAUGAAAAUGAAAAAGAUGAGCAAGGAGAAGUGUCCCAAAGGAGACUGACCCGGCGUGGCGCCGGCGGCGGGAGCGCUCUGAGGCCGCGGGGGCUUCUCCCUUUGUGGGUGCUUGGUUUCCAGAAACUCUCCGGCGACGCGGACUUUCCGUUUUGUUUUGCUUUAGGUAGAAGUGACUGUGUGGUUGGUCUCUGUGAGGUAUUUGGGGGACUCUGUAUUUGCUCGCUUCUGUCGUGGAGAACCCAAGUGGCUGUGGGGGGUCUUUCCCCGCUCCCACUCCCUCCCUUUCCUGCUCCGUUGGUUCCUUCGGAAAUGCUAUAUUUUGUGAGUGCACGCUAGUUUGAGGAGCCUUCUCCUGUCCUGUGUACAUUUCCCCCCAUGUUGAAAAGUGCUGUAGUUUAGCCCUCAACCCCUCCACGCCGCCCAGACAGGGGCCUGAACGCGCCCCACUUCGGAGAACCAAGGCCGAGUGGGACGGCACCGACACCCCCGCGCCGAAGCCCAGCCGGGCUGCCCCGGUUGCAGAAGCCCCUUCCCUCAGGGAGCCCUCGGGCCCUCGGCGGCGGAGACCUCAUGUGAGGCCUAGCGUGGCGACGGGGGCCUCGGGUGGGUCGGGGGUUUGCCCUGGGUGCAGUGGAGGAGCUGCUGUCUCCCCGGGAGGGCCGAGCUCGCGUGGGCGGCGGCGGCGGGUGACUCUCCCGGUUCCUGCCCAAGGACCAGUUGUAAAUGUUACCGCUUCCUACCAAUAAAUGCUGACCUGAUCCAAUGGAGCCCAGACGCUGGCCCUGAA
This is a messenger RNA of Oryctolagus cuniculus (rabbit), 4552 nucleotides long. Lineage: Eukaryota; Metazoa; Chordata; Mammalia; Lagomorpha; Leporidae. The record is from RefSeq and is a predicted model, not a curated record.